Messenger RNA from Hyla sarda, 2585 nucleotides. Its product is annotated as guanylate-binding protein 1-like. The coding region runs from base 168 to 2036 and encodes 622 amino acids. Gene Ontology annotation, molecular function: GTP binding; GTPase activity. The transcript has 11 exons. The record is from RefSeq and is a predicted model, not a curated record. NCBI's taxonomy places the organism in Eukaryota, Metazoa, Chordata, Amphibia, Anura, Hylidae.
AUUUCUUUUUUCCGCUCUGGUCGCCGCCCGUCCUGUCUCCUCCCCCAGAGCUGAGAAAUAUUGAAAGUGAAAGGACGAGUAUGAGAUCAAAGAACAUUGUCUGAAAGUACAGAGAAGAUUCUGCAGAAGACAUUGCCAGACGCGUUUCAUUCCCGUUACAUUUCCAGAUGGAUCGUCCAGUUUGUCUGAUUGAGAACACAGCAGAUGGAAAAUUUCAGGUCAAUACCGAAGCAACCGCCAUCUUAUCCAGGAUCUGCCAGCCGGUGGUGGUGGUGGCCAUUGUAGGGCUGUAUAGGACUGGAAAGUCCUACCUCAUGAACAAGCUGUCCGGAUCCCAGAAAGGCUUUGAUCUGGGGUCGACUGUCCAAGCUCAGACCAAGGGCAUCUGGAUGCGUUGUCUUCCUCAUCCCACCAGGGAGGGUCACACUCUGGUUCUGCUGGACACGGAAGGUCUGGGAGAUGUGGAGAAGGGAGACAAGAAGAACGACACGUGGAUCUUCUGCCUGUCCGUCCUGCUGAGCAGCGCCCUGGUCUACAACAGCAAAGCCGUCAUUGAUGAAGACGCAGUCGAGAAACUGCACUAUGUGGGGGAAAUGGCGGAGCUGAUAAAAGUGAAGUCUAAAGACAACGAUGAUGAUGAAGCGGAGUAUUCCAGUCACUUCCCCAUCUUCAUAUGGGCGGUGAGAGACGUCACUCUAAAACUGGAGUUCAAUGGGAAGCCGAUCAGUGAGGAUGAAUACCUGGAGAACGCCCUGAUGUUACACAAAGAAGCCGACAAUACGCAGGAAAGCUUGGAGAAGGUCGAGCGGCACAACAGGUACAGAGAUUGCAUCCGCAUGUAUUUCAAGUCUCGCAAAUGCUUCAUGUUUGACCUUCCUACUGGAAAUAAAGAGGUUCUUCAGAACAUGGAUAAUGUGUCUGACGACCAAUUGAGUCCUGCAUUCGUGGACCAGACAAAGAAAUUCUGUGACUACGUCUAUAACAAAGCUGAAGUCAAAUAUGUGGAUGACACUCACAAAGUCACUGGGGAAAGUCUGGCCACCCUGGCCACCAUGUACACCAAUGCUAUAAGCUCUUCUAACGCCGCUUGUAUGGAGGACGUGGUGUCUAAUAUAUCCGUGGCGGAAAACACAGCAGCUGUGAAGGAGGCGACACAACAUUAUGAAACAAGAAUGAAAGAAAAAGUCACGUUUCCCACGGAGACUCUCGGCCAGAUUAUAGAUCUAAGUGAAGAGUGUGAGAAGGAGGCACUGAAGAUCUUCAUAAAACGGUCCUUCAAGGACAAUGAGCACAAGUUCCAUCAACAAUACAUGGGAAUUAUAGAACAUAAGAAAAGUGAAUUUUUCAAAUGGAACGAUAAGGAGUCUCGUACACAUUGUGAGGACUUGAUCAAAUCACUUUCCAAAGACCUUGAGGACUCUCUGCAGCAAGGGGCAUAUAUAAAAUUGGGCGGAUAUCAGAUGUUCAAAGAGGAAAUGGAACGUAUAGAAGAUCAAUAUAAGAAGGAGCCAAGAAAAGGCACAAAGGCUGAGGAGGUUUUCCAGGAGUUUAAGAAGUCUAAGGAGAUGCUCAGCGCUGUCAUCAUGAAUCAUGAUAAAAAUCUUAGUGAUCAGCAGAAGAAAGUAGAAGAAGAGAAAGCGAACAAGGAAAAACUGGAGCAACAGAGAAGAAUGGAAGAGCGUCAGCGAUAUGAAGAGAAUAAAAAGCUGGAGCAUCAAAGGAGGAUCAUAGAGGAGCAUUUUAGAGGAGUUUUAGAAAAGGAACAGAAUGAGAGACGCUUGUUGCAGGAACGACUCGAGGCUGUUGAGCAGGAAAAGGCGAGAGAGCGAGACAUGUACAGGUCCCAAGGACAAGAGGAACAGGCUGAGAUGUACCAGAUGCAGAUUGAUGACACAAGGGCAAGGCAAGAAGAAGCCAAGUCCUCUGGUUGGGGACCCCUUGUAGUAUCCGGGUUGACCGCAGCUGCUAUGACUUUCUUUCCUGCACCGGCUGUUUUAGCUGGUGCCGCCAUCUACGGAGUGAGCCGAAUGCUUUAAAAAUAAUGCGUCUCUAGGAAUUGUAGUAGAUUGAUGCAAAAAACAGAAAAUAUAAUCUUAUCAGACCGAUGGAAUAACAUUGAUAUUAUGAAAUAAAGAUACAAGUGUAUUGUUUUAUUGUUCUGAAUAAUUUCUUGGGUCACCAUUCAUAAUGUUUCGUUUAUAGUUAUGUUAUCUGUAGUUAUAUAUAUGAUUUAUGGGUUUUCCAUGAGUUAUUUUGGGUAUUGCAAUUUAAGGCUAUGUUCUCAUGGCAGAAUUAGGAACAUAGAAAUUCUGCAGAAAUUCAAGCCUCAUUGACUUCCGCCAUGGAACUCUGAAAAAUGUUUAUAUCAUAUUUUUGUGGAAAGCCAAAUUUCUGCGAUGGAUUGCUCGCCACAGAAAUGUUGUCUGAAUGGGACUACGAAAUCCCAUAGGGAAAUAAAUGGACCUGACAUGCAAUACCAGCCGCAACCCAAGGACAGAUGAGGCGCUCUUUUUAGAAGAAAGCAGCCGUGUUUCUCUAAGAUUUCAAACAACUUUGAAGGAGAUUUAUCAAACUCUGUAGUAGAU